UACAAUGUUCUUCUGCAAGAUGCGUGCAGUUCUGUUUAUUAACCGCUAGAGGGCCAAAAAUCACGUGGACUGCAGCUUUAACAAAAAAAUCUAUUUUUAACAAUAUUUUACUUAAUUAAUGGUGUUUAUUCAUGUCUUACGUUUGUAAAUGAAAGAGAUUUAUUGAAUGUGAGCACCCACGAGAUGUAUUUUAACAUAUUUGGAGUACUGCGCAUGUCUUAUUUUAACAGUCAACUCCCAGCAAACGGAUGCAGAGUAAAAGGUAAGCUCUAUGAAUCUGCUUUUAUUUCGAUUUUGCCCACAUAACGUUAAAUGUCACUCAAGAUUAGUAGUGUUUUUGUAGGUUUUUAUAAAUUGAUCUUUAUUCUGUUUUGCUAAUUUGUGCCUGAGCGCCAUCUACUGGUUUAUUUGUGUUAUUCAUAUCAAAUCUAACAUACUUUUCAUUUUCAGCAGCAGGAGAGACAGCCUGAGCCGCAACAAGAUGAUGAUGUUUGUAAGUAGGAAUGGGUAUCGUCUCUAGAACUGGUAUUAAAUAGAUUCCUGACCAACUGAAAUAUUGAUAUAAGCUCUUGGAUGAAUGAUGCUGCUACUGGUACAGUAUGUAUGUAACGUUAAUUAAUUUCCCUGUAGACACAACCACAUAAUCACAUAUCUAAACCAUCUCCAAGUGGACGGCAAGGAUCCAGGAUUAAGAGAUCAUGAAGAUCAUGCGUGAGGUUGCUUGUCCUGGGUCACUUAGAUAAGAUUAAAUUGAUUUCAAUGGGUUCUAUAUUUCAGGCCUGCCUGAACAUUUGGUUGUCCUUCCCUAUAUUAAUAAUGUACAAAAGGAUGGAACAGUAAAUGUCAUGGACCUCAUGGAUUCUGAGACAUAUUGUGCUGUUUUAUCCUAUUUAAAGAGUAGAGUUUAGGGUAUAAGUAUUGUAUGGUAUUGUGGUGCUUCUGCCCAUCCUGGAGGUUGAUGGGCCACAGUGGAAGCUGGAGGAACUGAACAAGAGCAUCAGCAGAAGGUGGGUGGGGCAUCACACCUUUAUAUUACCAAAAAAACAAAAGCGGAUGUAUCACCCAUGUAAGGUAUCGAAUAGUUGCACGUGGCCGCCAUGUUGGAUUUCUGACUAGCGAGUGUGUGCAUGUGUGCUAAAAAAAUCUUAGAAUGUGUUACUUAAAAUACUAUGAUGCUAUCACAUGAGCCCAUGGCAUUCAAACACAUGCAUGUAUGGGUUCGAUUAAUGAAUGAACUCAUGGUGCAUAUACAAUGACAAUAAUGCCUAGUGUAAAUAUUCACAUGUUUGCCCUGUGAUAGGCUACAAUUUAUCUCCAUAAAUACUGUUUGCUUAGUUUGCACAUAUUUUUACUAACCUACAUCAAUUACUUCAUCAAGAUGGGAAAGUCGCAAGAUAUGUUUUAUUCUAUAUUAUUUAUAGUCUUAAGAUGCUUGUUACAUAUCGCUAGUUACAAUACCAUUCUGUUGCAGACAAGGAUGAUUCUCAGUAGCCCGUCACUGUGCUCUGAAUUGGAUUCUGGCUCUGGAGGCUCAAACAUGACUGUAAAUCCAAUUAAGCUACUACAGGGAGAAUCCAUUCAGGUUGUGAAUUAUCCUAUGUAGAAUUAUUUUGAAAAGCCAGAAGUGUUUUGGGGCCUCACGUGAUUGUCAUUACAAGGAUCAAAUGCAUCUGAGAAGUUAGCUUGAUCACUGAGCAUAUUUUGCUUGGUCAGGGAUUUUUCCAGUAAUUAACAGGUGGCUGAGAAAAGAAUAAGACCACUGAUAAAAGCUGUCACGUGGAGGCUUCUUGUCUCUGGGAAGAGUUGAUUGUCCUCGGAGAAUGGUUUAUCUUAUCUAUGAGAAAAGGGUUGACCAACAAUUGGCAGAAUUCCACAAUUAAAAAGUGAAAAGAUGUAGAACUGAGUUGUGGGAAAACAGGAGGAGUGAAAUAACACACUGUAUAAGAAUUGUGCCCUGGCAGGGACAAAUUCAGAUGAACAGCUGGCAUCUCACAUUGUUGCUUGUCAAUAAAGUUAAAACUCCUGCGACCUGGAGCUUCGACUCUGAGAGCUUUCUUUGAUACCAGAACUGAAGGGACACUGAGACAUCGAAUUUGCCACGAAAUAAUUGGCGAGACAGCCAGGAAGAAGACGGGAUAGGCCCACGGUGGGCGUGUUGGGACAAUGCAUCACGAAACAAAGCUGCCAUACAAACAAGACCUGAUGGAGGAGAAGCAACAUGUCAAAACUAGAAAAAAAACUCGCUCACAGACUAAAAGUAUUUCUUUACUGAAAAAAAGAGACAAGAAAUGUUUCACCUGCCAUCAGUGUGGAAAGAGUUUCACACGCAAACAGAGUCUCAAGGAUCACAUGAGGAUCCACACUGGAGAGAAACCGUUCACAUGUGAUCAGUGUGGGAAGAGUUUCAGACAACAAGGAAACCUUAAGACACACAUGAUCAUCCACACUGGAGAGAAACCGUUCACAUGUGAUCAGUGUGGAAAGAGUUUCAGACAACAAGGAAACCUUAAGACACACAUGAUCAUCCACACUGGAGAAAAACUGCAUGAAUGUGAUCAAUGUGGCAAAACAUUUUUGACAGCUUCAGUCCUGAAGAUCCACUUGAAAGUUCAUUCACAGGAGAAACCACAUUCAUGUUCUUUGUGUGGAAAGAGUUUUUCACUGAUGCAAAGUUUAAAAGAACAUCAGAAAAGACAUACUGGUGUAAGAAAUCAUAUGUGCUUUGAGUGUGAGAAGACCUUUAUUUCAGCUGGAGAAUUGAAACAGCACCAGAGGAUCCACACUGGAGAGAAACCUUACAAGUGUUCACACUGCAACAAGAGAUUCAGUCAGUCAGGAACCCUGAAAGCUCACGAGAGGAUCCACACUGGAGAGAAACCUUACAAGUGUUCACACUGCGACAAGAGAUUCAGUCGGUCAAGGACCCUGAAAGCUCACGAGAGGAUCCACACUGGAGAGAAACCUUACAAGUGUUCACACUGCGACAAGAGAUUCAGUCGGUCAAGGACCCUGAAAGCUCACGAGAGGAUCCACACUGGAGAGAAACCUUACAAGUGUUCACACUGCAACAAGAGAUUCAAUCAGUCAGGACAUCUGAAAGCACACGAGAGGAUCCACACUGGAGAAAAACCUCACAAGUGUUCACACUGCGACAAGAGAUUCAAUCAGUCAGGACAUCUGAAAGCACACGAGAGGAUCCACACUGGAGAGAAACCUUACAAGUGUUCACACUGCGACAAGAGAUUCAGUCGGUCAAUGACCCUGAAAGCUCACGAGAGGAUCCACACUGGAGAGAAACCUUACAAGUGUUCACACUGCAACAAGAGAUUCAGUCUGUCAGAAACCCUGAAAGCUCACGAGAGGAUCCACACUGGAGAGAAACCUUACAAGUGUUCACACUGCGACAAGAGAUUCAGUCGGUCAGAUCAUCUGAAAACACACAAGAGGAUCCACACUGGAGAGAAACCUUACAAGUGUUCACACUGCGACAAGAGAUUCAAUCAGUCAGGACAUCUGAAAGCACACGAGAUGAUCCACACUGGAGAGAAACCGUAUCACUGCACUGCAUGUGGGAAGAGUUUCAACCAAUCAUCUGCUCUACACAGUCAUAAAAAACACAAUCACAGUAAGUAGAUCAUCUUCAGAUCCAGUACUUUCAGGUCUGAUGCCAGAUCCUCAUCAGCCGUGACCCAAUAAUACCAUCGAGCAAUAAAAUCUGUCCUAACCAGCCACAGCAAUCAACAAGACAAAGAAACAUAAUCUUAAUUUAUUUAGUGAAUGAAGUUCAUCUUUAAAACGAACAGUUUCAUCUGUGAGAUUCACAUCUACUCAAAGAUUGUCACAGAUCCCUUGUCUCCUGGACUCCAAUUCCCAUGAUCCUCCUGUUCUCCACACCUGCACUCACUUCCCUCGUCAUCUCCCCAUCAUCAUCACCUGGACUUCCUCGUCAGCACUCCCUAUAUAUAUGGACUCACUCCCUUCACUCCUUGUCUCUUCUAAAUGUUAGUUAUAUGUGAUGUUAUGCUUCGGCUCCGUGUUUCCUAUUAAAUACCCUUAUUGGUGGAUAUCCGUUUAAGCUUCAUCUCUAUUGCAUACACUUCACGUAACAAAGAUGGACAAAGAUUUUUUUUGUAUAUAAUUAUAAUUUUUCAAGAUUCAUUUUAUGUUCAAUUUUCUUAUAAUACAUGUGUCAUUUGCAGUUUAUUUACACUUUUAAUGAAGGAAAGUAGAAGGUUUUUACAGGUUCGAACUGUUCUUGUUCAGGAAGCUGAAGAAGAGGCUGAUUUACUUGUUCUUCAACUAGUCAUUCUUCCACACAUAGUGUAUUUACAAAACACAGAUGUAAGAUAUACUGUCAUGUAGAUUUUCAACUGUUUGAAAUGUUUUGCUAUCCUGUUAGUCAAUAAUAAGAGAGAUCUGUCUCAUUUGUUUCUAUGUUUACUUUUUUUGUUUAUGCUUCACAAAGUAUUAAACUUUUGUUGUCUGCUGAUUCUUCAUUCAUCAAGAAUAAAUUCAU
This is a messenger RNA of Megalobrama amblycephala (Wuchang bream), 4516 nucleotides long. RefSeq names its product zinc finger protein 665-like. The transcript is spliced from 2 exons. The record is from RefSeq and is a predicted model, not a curated record. Lineage: Eukaryota; Metazoa; Chordata; Actinopteri; Cypriniformes; Xenocyprididae. The coding region runs from base 2164 to 3633 and encodes 489 amino acids.